CAUGGACGGUAUGUCUGGUCGUCCUAUUAGCGUAGCAAGCGUUUUUGAUUGGACUGAUGCUCUACCAAGGAAUAAAGUUAAUCCUCCACCUGGAAGAUUCGUUUAUAGGAACAGAAAAUCAAUGACAAAAGGAGAACUAGAAAUUCUAACAGGCUUAUACAAUAAUCGCCUGGAAAAGAAAAAAUCCAAAUGUUUCAAAAAUUUACAGUCUGUUACCAAUUUUAAAGAAAAAUUGAUAAAUUCGUCUAAAAGGCAGGAGAAGGAUAUCAAUAAAGAACAAGACUCUACUCCUACAGCUCCAACAGGAAUAUCUGGUCCUCCAAGAACUAUCAUUAACAUUAGGUUACCAAGAGCACAUUCUCCACCGGCCGCCCCUUGCUCUAGUCCGGAGAUAACAAGACGAUCAAGUGGUGAGGAACUUCCUUGA
This is a messenger RNA of Dimorphilus gyrociliatus, 427 nucleotides long. Lineage: Eukaryota; Metazoa; Annelida; Polychaeta; Dinophilidae. The record is from the annotation of a GenBank genome assembly.